GUCGCAUCACUAUUUCGCAGUUCUUAUAGUUCACACGAACUUGUCAGUUAAGUUUACAAAAUUUGGGCGAGGCUGGCUUUUCCUCCGGUGUUUGUCAUCUUAAACGUUUUUAUUAUAAUUAAAAGCCAUUUUUGAAAUAAAGCCGUAAUGUACGUACACUGAGAAAAUGAAGUUUUCAUUGUUAUUACUCGCGGUAACAAGUUGUGUGAAGACUCAGCUCCCAGACUCCGGUACUUACAAUCCGAAUUACCCACUGCAAUAUCCGGACAUUGGACAAAAUGUGUCACAGUACCGUCCAAACCAGCAAGUACCUUACGGUAGUUUUCCUGUAAACGGUAAUGAAGUACAAAGUCAAAGUUCGUUUUACCAGGACAGUAAAUACAACAGUGACGGUUUCAAUGAUGACGACAAUGAUGUAGAUGAUACGGCUAGUUACUACGCAGGCCUGGACUAUGAAGAGAGGUAUAAGUGCCCACCUAACUGGAUACGUUAUAGAGAGUCUUGCUAUCGUUUCACGAAAUCGCCCGACCGGCCGAGAAACGAAGCACGUAAAAUCUGUCAAGCCUAUGAGGCAGAUUUGGCUGCCGUUAACACAGCUGAAGAACAUGGCUUCAUUAUUACUAAUUUGAUGAAAUUAGACCCACAGAAGGGGUCAUGGUACAUUGGAGCGCAUCAACAAUCUCCAGGAUACUGGGCCAAUGAUGUUGAUGGUUCACAGUUAACAGGGCUGGAUAAUGCAUUUUUUGAUGACCGUCAGUUAACCUACACAAGUUACAAUCUAAUCCCUCGGGAUUACUUAGUCUAUAGAUUCUCGCAUAAGGAAGGUCGUUGGGGACUAGCUCCUGUUGAGGGCACACAGUACUACCACUUUAUAUGUGAAGGACAAAUACAGAGACUUCACUAUCUUAUUGAAGAAGAAAGAUCAUUUACUUAUGGAUUGGAGACAUAUGAUCCGGAGAGAAUUCCUAGAGGGCCAUAUUUUAUUAAAGAACCUGUGGAUACAAUAUAUGAUCCACUGAGAAACUACCAUGUCCAAUUGACUUGUAUGGCAGGGGGCUACCCCACACCAGUGUACAGAUGGUUUAGAGAAGAUUAUCAAGUUGACAAUCCUGUGUUUACAGAAAUAGAUCCCUUAAAAGAGUCAAGAUUUAUUGUUAGUGGAGGAACUUUAAUGAUAUACAACCCUGACACAGAAAAAGAUAAUUCAAAAUAUCAUUGUACUGCAACAAAUAAGUUUGGCACAAUUAGGUCAGAAUCAGUGAGAUUGUCAUUUGGAUUUAUAAGACAGUUCAACCAGAAAAGGCCAAUAGAAAGUGGAAACCAGUAUUGGGGUAAAGUGAUAUAUUGUGAUCCACCAUCUUACUACCCUGCUGUGAAUUUCAUGUGGGCUCGGGGGUACUUCCCUAACCUUGUGGAGGAAGACAAGCGUGUCUUUGUGUCAAAUGAUGGAGGUCUUUACUUUUCAGCUUUAGAAACAAUUGACAGAGGAAAUUACAGUUGUAAUGUGAUGAGUAAAGUAUCUGAUGCAGGUAGAAAUGGACCUUUCUUUCCUCUAUUAGUUUACCCACAUUCUGAUUAUCAACAACUGAAAUUCCCAAACAAUUUCCCUAAAGUGUUUCCUGAAGCACCUGUAGUGGGACAAGAGGUCAGAUUAGAAUGUGUUACAUUUGGCUACCCAGUGCCAUCUUACAAUUGGACCAGAAAAAACAGUCCUAUACCAAAGAAGGCACGUCUCAGUAAUUUUGAUAGAGUGAUGACAAUACCAAAUGUGGGUGUUGAAGAUGAAGGUGAAUAUAUUUGUGAUGUCCGUAAUGACAGGGCCCAUAUCACUAACAGCGUCUUCCUUAAAGUGCAGGCUGAGCCGAACUUCACCAUACCUUUAGCAAAUAAGCAUAUGGACAACAAUGGAGAGUUGCAUUGGAAUUGUGAGGCUUUUGGCAUUCCUGAUGUAAACUACACAUGGUGGAAAAAUGGUAAAAAAUUGGACAUGGAAACAUUGGAACCAGAAUACAGGGAUCGUUAUAUAAUACAAGAUAAUGUAUUGAUAAUAAAAUAUUUGGAUCCAACAAUAGACCCUGGCAUGUAUCAGUGUGAGGCUAAAAAUCAACUGAAAGCUAGUUAUUCAACAGGACAGUUCCGAGUGUUGUCUUUGAAACCAUCAUUUAAAAAACGUCCUCUUGAAUCAGAGACAUAUGGUUCAGAUGGAGGUAAUGUAACAUUAAAAUGUAACCCUGAGGCUGCGCCAAAACCAACAUUUACUUGGAAGAAAGACAAUGUCAUUAUAGGAGCUGGUGGUAAAAGAUUCAUAACAGAUAAUGGGAACCUCAUCAUACGACAGCUGUCUAGAGAUGACGAAGGUGUUUACACUUGUGUAGCCAAAAACCAAUACGGUACAGACGAAAGCAGAGGCCGCCUUAUCGUGCUGCGUGCUCCAAGGUUUAUCGAGAGAUUGCCGCCGCGCAUCACGACACAAGUCAAUCAAAACGUAUUUUUACACUGCAAUGCAGAAGUAGACCCUAUAUUGGACACAGCAUACUUGUGGAAUCAUAAUGGCAUUCGUAUGAAAGAAGCCACCGACCUAUACGCUGAUAAGAGAAUCAAAAUUGAAGGAGGCGAGUUAACGAUUUACAACGUUAGUUUGUCCGAUGUGGGCGAUUAUGAAUGUGUCGUUAAAUCUGCAAUAGGUAGAAUUUCUUCUCACACACAACUGCGGAUUGAGGGCCCGCCGGGAUCUCCAGGUGGUCUACAAAUCCUCAACAUUCAAAGAUCUUCCGUUACUCUCGAAUGGACGGACAGUAAUUCGAAUGGUCAUCCUAUUACUGGGUAUGUGGUUACAGGACGUACCCACUGGAACUCGACGUGGUACGUUAUAUCUGACAACGUGGAAAAUGUGAUGGAAGUCGACAGGUAUAACGGAAGGAAGCAAGCUACAAUAACCACAACGUUGAUGCCUUGGGCUGUCUACGAGUUCCGUGUUCAAGCUGUUAACGUUUUGGGUGCUGGUAAGCCGUCGGCGCCAAGUCCUCAAUUCUCUACAACAUCUGAUAAGCCGUACCAGGCGCCGUUCAACGUCGGCGGCGGCGGUGGGAAGACCGGUGACCUUACCAUUACCUGGCAACCAUUACCGCCAUCAUUACAGAACGGACCUGGUAUACAUUACAAGAUAUUUUGGCGACGCAACGGAUCUGAGGUCGAAUUCCAAUCGCAAGUCCUCAAAAAACAUGGGAAUAUCGGGACGUACGUUGUUCAUAUAUCGCCAACGUAUUUCUACACACCUUACGAUGUCAAAGUGCAGGCUAUUAAUGAUAACGGCGCCGGGCCUGAGAGCGAGGUGGUGACCAUAUAUUCGGCUGAGGACAUGCCGCAAGUGGCACCGCAGCUCGUGUACGCUCGCUCCUUCAACUCCACGGCCCUCAACGUCACGUGGAAUCCUAUCGACCAGUCUCGCGAGAGACUCCGAGGAAAGCUCAUCGGCCAUCGUCUGAAGUAUUGGAAGCAAAUGAACAAGGAGGAGGAAUGCAUCUAUUACUUGUCAAGGACCACGCGCAACUGGGCACUUAUUGUGGGCUUGCAGCCGGAUACAUAUUAUUUUGUUAAGGUAAUGGCGUUCAACUCUGCGGGCGAAGGUCCAGAGAGCGAGCGCUUCUUGGAGCGUACAUUCCGCAAGGCUCCCCAAAAACCACCAGCGUCCGUCAAUGUGUGGGCACACGACCCCAGCACCGUCCGCGUCGUGUGGCGCUACGUACAACCCACCGAUGAGGAGGAACCUCUCCUCGGGUACAAGGUGCGCGUAUGGGAGAUAGACCAAGACAUGAGCACCGCAAACGACACAAUAGUCUUGGUGGAGAACAAACUGGAAGCGUACGUGGGUAAUAUGACGCCAGGCAAGUCUUACAACCUGCGAGUGCUGGCUUAUUCUAAUGGUGGCGACGGGCGCAUGUCCUCGCCCGCUAUCACCUUCCAAAUGGGCGACUACCACUCCGACGCCAAUGGAUACUACGCCAGGGACGCGGCCCACAAAGAAAGUAUAUCGCUACUAUUAUUGCUAGUGACUGUCUUAAUACCGUCCUGCCGUGUCUGGAUGUUAUCACGUGUAUGAAUUGUAAUAGUCGGGUCACUUAUCGCAUUACAAUUCAUACAAUGUCACAUUGAUUGUAAUGUUUUCAAACUGCAGCUUUAGUGAUUAGUCUAUUUUUAUAACUUUGUUUAUAAGAAUAUUAAAAUAGUGAUGUGCACUUCACAAAUAACUCACAUUCCGUUCCGGCUGGUAUUAGUUUUAGUGUUUGUGUAUGAGCCAUUUUGCUGUGCAACUUGAGUAGCUAUUUUUCCAAUACUCUUUUGUUAGAUGUACAUUAUUUCUAUAAUUUUUUUACUAACCUUAUUGAGACUUUUAGGUUCCCUUAUAGGUUUUUUCCAUUUUAUACUGUUAGUAUUAGCAAAUUCUUCUUUCCAUUGUCUAAAAUGAUAUUUUUUAUAUUUUUAUAUAUACUUAGAUAUAGUAUGUCAAAUAUCGUUGACAAUAAGUAAUAUAGAAAUGCAUUUUAGCAUGUAUGCAAUAAGCUAUAAGUAUACAGAAUGUGAACUUGUGUUUAUCGAAAUAUACUAUAGCAUUGCAACAUGUUUAAAUGUAAGUAAUAUUUAAGCUUUAGUAUUCUACGAAUUAGUGAUAAUCUAAUAUUUUAAUAUUACGAGCUCAUAUCACUGUAGGAAUCUCGUAAGUUAUAAGUCUUUGGAACAUUGACAUAAUUUACAAUCCGAGCCAUUUUAACAAUCUGAUUUUAUUUAUAUAUUUUUAUUUUUUUACACAAUUUAUAUGGUACAAAAAGAAGCAACGCAUUGUGCAAUCUUAUUGUUUUGUACAUUUUUACAUUUGUAUAUUUGUGAGAAUGUUUUGCGGAAAAGUAGGUAUUGCGUAUGAUAAGGGUGUAGAUAAUAUUUAAUAACAGUUUGUCGUUUUGACUAAAAUGUCGUACCUUGAGAAUGAAAAUUACCUAACUCAAAAUUUUGCAAAAGUGACUUAUCAAGACAUAAGUUUUAAAACUAGCUUUAUUCUGAUAUAUCAGUAAAGAAUUGACACAGGUCAGAAACAUAUCAUUUUCUCGCAUGAAAGUGUCCACAAUCCAUACAAUUUCAAUUAAAAAAACAGUAAGCAUAAAACUCAGGUCAAAAACGUUAUAUAGAUUUUCCAAACAAAAAACCAUAUUACUGGGUUAUGUCACUUCAAUUCUAAAGGUACGAUUUGUAUAGAAAAAAAGUAAUAUAUUUAUUAUCACAGUGUCUCUCUAAUAUACUCAUCACAUUUUCACUUCAUUUUACAAGCUAAUUUACUAUCUAUUUAUUUCGUAUUUGAUCAAUAAAACACCCUCUCUCAAUUAUUUUGAAAUCGCAUUGUUUUGGUGAAUUAUUUAAUUUUUGACUCAUAGUAAGUAUAACAAUAAAUUGCAGAUUUACAAACAUUGUUUUUUAUACGUCACAGCUGGUAUUUUAAUAUUUCGUCGUUAAUCAUAAGAUACACGUAGUUUUCGUCACAUUUUGAAAAUAGAAAAAUGAAAUGCCUUAUAUUAUAAUGUUAAAUACUUUGUAACGUUUUCAGUAAAAUGAUAAUAAGA
Manduca sexta (tobacco hornworm) is the source of this 5609-nucleotide messenger RNA. RefSeq names its product contactin (gene Cont). The record is from RefSeq and is a predicted model, not a curated record. Gene Ontology annotation, biological process: cell-cell adhesion. Gene Ontology annotation, molecular function: protein binding. NCBI's taxonomy places the organism in Eukaryota, Metazoa, Arthropoda, Insecta, Lepidoptera, Sphingidae.